CCAUGGCUGCCCUAUUUACCAAUAAGACCCUGAUGGUGAACAACAAGGACAAUGACGAGUUAGAGCAGGAACGCGAGCUCAUCCGAGCACUGGAGAACAAGGUAAUGCUCCUCUACUUUGGCUCUGGCAAAUGCCCGCAGUGCAAGGAGUUUGCACCCACCCUGAAAGAGUUCUUUACGAAACUCACAGAUGAAUUUUAUGUGGAGAGAGCAUCCCAACUGGUCCUGAUCUAUGUGUCACUGGAUGAGACUGAGGAGCAACAAGACAAGUUUCUGAAGACCAUGCCCAAGCGAUGGUUGUUUUUACCCUUCCAGGAUGAGUUCAAGAGGGAGCUGGAACUGAGAUUUUCUGUGAAGGACCUCCCAGUGGUGGUGGUGUUGAAGCCAAAUGGAGACGUCAUUGCUGCAAAUGCUGUGGAGGAGAUAAAGCGGAUGGGCCCAGCUUGCUUCAAGAACUGGCAGGAGGCGGCUGACCUGGUGGAGAGGAACUUCCUCUUGGCACAGGACUUAGACGAUAUGACUUUGAGGAGCAUCACUGAUCCCAUCCGCCGGUUCAAAUACAAGCUGGCAAAGAACAAAAGGAGGAAGAGAAACAAAGAGGAUGAUGGGGAUGCGUUCUCCUGAUGGGACAUGCAUUCCCUUUGGAACUCUGUGUAGGUGAGCUUGACUCUUCCCAGUUCC
Molecule: messenger RNA, 680 nt
Organism: Elgaria multicarinata webbii
Lineage: Eukaryota; Metazoa; Chordata; Lepidosauria; Squamata; Anguidae
Gene: NXNL1
Product: nucleoredoxin like 1
Exons: 2
Coding region: 3-623 (206 amino acids)
Biological process (GO): photoreceptor cell maintenance
Cellular component (GO): mitochondrion
Source: RefSeq, a predicted model, not a curated record